ACAAAAGAGCAAAAUAAAAUUUCUUUAUGUUGUUUUUCGCUUAAAAUCUCUCAAAACCAGUAAAAGUAUGCGAAAUUAAUAGAAUAAAAUCGAAAUUUGUGUCUAAAAUAACAGAAAAUGUGAAUUAAAAAUGUGCACAUCAAACUUUUACUCGAGAUAUCGACGAUUUAUGCGACCACUGUUGAUUCUGAUCUAUUUGCUGCUCUUGAUUCUCGUCGUCCCGUACCUAAUUGUGAACUCCGUGAAGGAUGGAUUCAAAAGCAAGGACCAGCUCGUACUCAUCAGUGGACUUUUCGUCAUUCUGGCACUGCCAAUUAGCUUUUGGCAUAUUUCGCAGCACAUCGUUCAUUUUACGAAGCCGGCCUUGCAAAAACACAUAAUCCGAAUACUGUGGAUGGUGCCGAUUUACGCUUUAAAUGCCUGGUUCGGUUUGUUAUGGCCAGCGCACUCAAUUUAUAUGGAUUCCGUACGCGAAUGCUACGAAGCCUAUGUGAUAUAUAACUUCAUGAAGUAUCUUUUGAAUUACUUGAAUCUCCAGAUGGAUUUAGUGGCAAACCUAGAAGAUAAGCCCCAAGUGAAACACUUUUUUCCGUUGUGCUGUUUGCCCACAUGGGAGAUGGGGCGGGAAUUUGUGCAUAAUUGCAAACACGGAAUCUUACAGUACGCCGUUGUUCGACCAAUUACCACAUCAAUCGCUUUCAUUUGCGAGAUGAACGACGUGUACGGCGAAGGUCAAUUCAAGUUCAAUGUCGCCUACAUUUACAUCCUCUUCAUCAACAACAUCUCCCAAACGCUCGCCAUGUACUGUCUCGUGCUCUUCUACAAGGCAAAUCGCCAAGAAUUGUCCCCCAUGAAGCCGCUACCAAAGUUUCUCUGCAUCAAAGCCGUCAUUUUCUUCUCGUUCUUCCAAGGGGUCCUCAUCGAGUUCCUCGUCUACUUCGGAUUUAUCAGCAACGUCUUCGGCGAAGACGAUUUUGACAAAACGGAUCCGCAUUUACUCUCGACCAAACUGCAAAAUUUCCUCAUUUGCAUCGAAAUGUUCCUCGCUGCGGUGGCGCAUCACUAUUCCUUCCCGCACAAACCGUUCCACAUCAACGCCCCGAACUACGACAACACGACAAAUCGCGGCUUCUUGAAUGCGCUCAAGACAAUGCUCGACAUCAGCGACGUGCGUGACGACAUUGGCGAACACAUUGGCGUUGUGGGAAGUUCCUUUGCGCGUCGCUUGCAGGGACGAAGUAAUUAUUAUCACGUUCCGCGAGGACGAGUCGGGGGCGAACGUGAAUAUCUCAUCACGGAUCAAUUGAAUUAUCAGUCGUCGUCGUCGACGACGGGAGCGAAACACGCGAAUCGCUACGGAGCGAUGAAUAUCGUGAAGCCGCCGCCGAAACGCGAAGAUGACGGAUUUGUGCAGGCAAAUCUCUUCAGCGUGAAUUAUCCGUUAUCGACGCAGAGCAGCAUGACGCAGUCGUCUUCGAGUCGCACCGAGACGGAAAAUACCACGACAGGCGGCGGCGGCAACUCCUCGACGCAGAACAUUAAAAAGUCUGAUAGUAGUAAUAGUGAUUGGAUUGCCGGCGGCGGAGGCGGCAUCGUGGAGCAGCAACCAAAUGAUUUUAUCGAGGUCAAUGUCAGAGGACGCGAACAAACUCACAUUAAUUACAAAUAUGAGGGAGACAAGAAGACCUAAAACCGAAAAUUGAGUGUGAAUCGUACUAGAAAUUGUUUUUUUUUCGCUGCGUGAAUGUUGAAUUUAUUUUUUUUAGAGAUUAAGAAGUGUUUGUUAGUCACUUUUCUCCUUUAUUUACAUUUAUUCCCCGUAAUUUAGUUUACACGAGUAGCAUGUAGGCUAGAAUUAACGAAUGAAUCCGUUUUAUUUUAUAAGUUUAUGUUUAAAAGAGUUAGAAGUAAAAAAAAUAAAAUAUAUUCGAUAUUUUC
This is a messenger RNA of Culicoides brevitarsis, 1938 nucleotides long. Its product is annotated as transmembrane protein 184C. NCBI's taxonomy places the organism in Eukaryota, Metazoa, Arthropoda, Insecta, Diptera, Ceratopogonidae. The coding region runs from base 131 to 1690 and encodes 519 amino acids. Gene Ontology annotation, biological process: transport. The record is from RefSeq and is a predicted model, not a curated record. Gene Ontology annotation, molecular function: transporter activity. Gene Ontology annotation, cellular component: membrane. The transcript has 5 exons.